This is a messenger RNA of Lytechinus variegatus (green sea urchin), 1347 nucleotides long. RefSeq names its product transmembrane protein 192-like. The transcript is spliced from 6 exons. Lineage: Eukaryota; Metazoa; Echinodermata; Echinoidea; Temnopleuroida; Toxopneustidae. Gene Ontology annotation, cellular component: late endosome; lysosomal membrane. The record is from RefSeq and is a predicted model, not a curated record. The coding region runs from base 119 to 961 and encodes 280 amino acids.
UACGCGAGAGUCAGGUGAUCCUGGUUUAUAUGGAACUUCAUUCUUCGAGAUUGGAAAUAGGAGUCGGAAAUUGAAAACAAUUCUCACAUAAUUUCAGUUUUAUAUAGUUACUAGUAAAAUGGUUAGCUUGGACCAUGACAGUACGAGGCAAGGGGGCUAUUUCUUUGAUGGUGAAGGCGGUAACCCUUCAUCAGCUGAUUUUCAGAAUGAUGAUGAGGAACUGAUUCCAAAUAACGGCCUGGCAUCAGAAGAAGCCCCAAAGUUUCGCCCAAUCAGAGCAGUCUGGGCUGCUGUCCUUCAGAUAAUCAUCCUUGUCGCCCAUGAGGUCAUAACCAUUCUUCUGCCGUAUGUCAUCAUCAAGCAAACCUCAGACUUCCAGCGGCAGAGAUCCCAUAGUUUCAUCAUCAUCGUCUAUCUUCAGACUUGUGUCUGGCUCAUUCUGCUCAUGUUUGAGCGCUAUCUUCACUUUGCUCACAGGCAGUCCAUGCGGCAUGGCUAUCUCCAGUUCUAUCGCAAGACGCAGAAAUUGAAAAGGGUUCCGCUCUACAUGAUAUCAAUAGGUAAUGCAGCUAUAUUAGUCCUAUGUGGAUUCUUUAUGGAUAAUUCAUCAGCAACCCAUCUCUGGCCGGUCAUGUAUGCACAGAUCAUUGUAACAGUAGAAGUCAUUCUCGCCCUAGCAGGUCUGAUCAGGUACACGGUGCUCGUGUAUCGCUUCAACCAAACACGAUCUUUACCAGAUGUUGAACAAGAAGAAUUCAAUGCUUCAAUUACCCAGCCAUCAGCUACAAUACCUGAUAUUGGGUAUAGGGACAUGGGCUAUUUGGAAAACUUACUGGAGCGGCAAGCAGACAUGAUUCACUAUCUCAAACUACACACUGCAUAUCUCAGUAAAAAGAUCCUACGGCUGACACGGCUUACACAUCCGUCUGGUGGGAAUGCACUCAACAGUAUGCAAGCCUAGGUGUGCUUACACCAAUAACCUUAUUAAACCUUACCUGUACACUGACUGUAUCUUUGUGAGAAUUGUAUUUAAAGCAUGUUUAGGCUAUUCAUGCAGUCAAAAGGCGAUACUUGUUCGGUAAAUGAUACGUGUAGGCCUUGAGAUGAGCUAUAUUGUAGAAUGUUUUUGAUGCUUCACGUUUACUAUCCUUGCCAUUGCGCAAUUGAUAUGUGGUAAUGAAAUGUAUGUAGGUUUGAUAAUUUGUGCAUGAAUUUUGCGUACAAACUAAUAUGAAGCCAAGAUACGCAUGAAAUAUAGUUAUCAGCAUGGAGCGUGUGGCCCAGUGGAUUAGUCUUCAGACUUUGAAACAGAGGGUCGUGGGUUCAAAUCCCAGCCAUGGCGUAAUU